AUGGGAGAUUCUCCGGGCGAUCGAGUCGCGGGAGAUGAUUUUGCCAGACUGGUGGAGCAGGCCAAGGAGUUGCAGGACGCGGCGGCGGCGUUAAUCUCUCGCACUUCCCGCGAAGAAGACGAGCUCCGUCAGCGCGUUGCCUCACUCGACUCCCACAUCCAGUCCCUCCGGAACUCGAAACAUGACGACAAAUGGGAUGAGGAGCUGAUUAAAGCGAGAUACGUUUUGAUUGAAGGAGAUGCAGCGGCAUUACUUCCGAGCAAAUCUCAUGGAAACUUUUUGAGGAUGUUUUUGGGGCCGAUUAAUGUUCGGGCUACUAGGAAAGAUGUGCAGUUGAAAGUGAAGGAUGAAUAUAAUAAAUUCAGAGAUAGAACGUCAUUUUUGUUCCUUUUUUUCCCAUUGCUGCUGCUGAUGUUAAGGUCAUGGAUUUGGGAUGGAUGUCUGCCUGCAUUGCCAGUACAACUUUAUCAGGCAUGGUUGCUGUAUCUCUACACAGGUUUGGCAUUGAGAGAAAACAUCCUGAGAGUUAAUGGAAGUGACAUACGUCCAUGGUGGAUCAAACAUCAUUAUUGUGCUAUGGCUAUGGCUCUUAUAAGUCUUACUUGGGAGAUAGAGAGGGGACCUGAUUGUGCCCAGAAACAGAGAGGUGUACAUUUGUUUCUAAAAUGGGCAAUUAUGCAAGGAGUUGCAAUGAUUCUCCAGAAUAGAUACCAAAGGCAAAGACUAUAUACACGUAUUGCUCUAGGCAAGGCCAGGAGAAUGGAUGUUGUCUGGGGAGAAACUGCUGGAGUGGAGGGUCAGUUACUGGUGUUGUGCCCUGUACUCUUCAUCUUGCAGGGUUUUGAAGCAUAUGUUGGAGUUUUAUUGCUUAAAACUGCACUUGUCGGAUUCUUCUCUGAGUGGCAGGUGAUUACUUGUGGGAUUCUUCUGAUUAUCAUGGCUGUUGGAAAUUUUGCCAACACGGUGCAGACACUUAUGACAAAGUCUCGUGUUAAAGCAAAAAUUAAGAGGGAAAAAGCAGGAAAGUGGGAGCAAGGCAUGUUUCAGUCAUCGAAAUUGUUCUUUAGCAUUGGAAAACAAAUGGACCGGAAAACUUAA
Messenger RNA from Fraxinus pennsylvanica, 1098 nucleotides. The record is from the annotation of a GenBank genome assembly. NCBI's taxonomy places the organism in Eukaryota, Viridiplantae, Streptophyta, Magnoliopsida, Lamiales, Oleaceae.